UCACCAGUCACCAGUCACCAGUGUCACCAUCAUCAGCUGCCUUGACUUCAACUUCACACCUUACUCUCUUACUUACCCUAAUACUCAAAAUCAAAAUAAGAAAUCAAAGCACCAUUGUUUUUUCCCAACUAAUCUAUUUCACAAUCCCAUCUCAAAUCAUACUCUUCUGAUUUCCAUUUUUCUUGCUAUGUAUCAAGAUUUUAAGUAACCACUGAGUUACCAGUGGGUUCUUUAUGAGUAUGAGUAAUCUUGAUUAAAGAGUGGUUUACAAUUCAGUAUUAACUAUAAUGGGGGUCAAGUCUUUUUUUGCUUCUUAUUGGACAAUGGCUGGUAUUAUCUGGUUGAUGCUGCUGUCAGUAGGUUUCGUUGAUUCUUAUGUAGUAGUAGAUGGAGAGUUAGGACCUAGGACUAGAACUUCUAUGACUUACAAAUAUGAAAGAACUGAUGAGGUCAAGAAAGAAUGUGCUUUUGUUUUAGCUUCUGCUUCUGAAAUGAAACCUGAUGAUAACAGAAUCUAUAGCAUAAAACAAGAAUUAUCCUUUUUGAAUGGAGAUUGGUGGCAAGUGUCCAGUGGGGCUUCAUUAAUGCCCUUUGAUGAUAGAGAUUUGAACAAAUCAUUAGAUCUUCGAUCUCCGUCGAACUUAGUUUCGUUUUGGGUUACUGAUGUUGAUCGUACUCAUCGGUCUAAGAAGUCUGUGAGUGUGAGUGGUAUAUUGCAGAUUGGUGUCACCCUAGAUGGGUUGUUUUCGAGUAAACCCUACGAAAGAAGUCCUCAUUUUGAUAUAUGGCCCGGUCAUUCCCAGCUCUCUGUGUUGUUUGAAGGAGUAUACAUUGAAUCGAAGAAAAGUCAAGGGGAAAGAGUGAUGUGUUUGUUAGGGACAACCAUGUUGCCUUCUCGUCAGCAAGAAUCCAGUGAUCCAUGGGAGUGGGUAAAGGAAUCUGGUUAUACUAAUCAGCCACCUCUUAUGCAAGAUGAUCGAAUUUUGCUCGUGCUUCAUUAUCCUAUAACAAAUACACUGACAAAUAGAGCUAUUGUUGGAACCAUGAAAAGCUUAAACCCAAAAGCCAGUUUUAAGUACUUUGAUGAAGUUCAUAUGUCUUCUUGGCUAGGAACUUCUUCUAAGUACGAAUUUGGCUCGGAAAAGUUUGUGUCAAAAGCUUGUGAUCCAUACCCGUAUAAAGAUAGUCUGAGUACUGACAUAAAUACAUAUAGAGGGCUUGACUUCUGUUAUAUUCUUCAGAGAUUCACUCACCAAGAAGCCUUAACAGUUGUUCCAAACUGGAAAUGCAACGGUACGGAUAAUUUUUGCAGUCAACUGGGUCCAUUUAAAUCAGAUAAGGAGAUAAAGGCCACGGAUGGAGGUUUUAAAGAUGUCAAGCUUGUCCUUCAGGAUGUUCGAUGUGAUAAAAGUUCUUUUAAAGAUAAUGACACUUUCACAAGGGUCUCUUCCAUGUUUAGAGUGGUGUCUCCGUUUGAGAAUCAGUUCACCGCAGCACAAAGGACUGGACUUAAUAACAUGACUCUUUCCGCUGAGGGAAUCUGGAAAUCUUCCAGUGGACAGCUUUGUAUGGUUGGUUGCCGUGGACUUGCUGGUGCGCAAGGCAGCACCUGUGAUUCUCGAAUAUGCUUGUAUGUUCCGCUCUCUUUUUCCAUAACACAGAGGAGCAUAAUCACUGGCCAUUUUUCCAGCAUCGAUGGAAGUGGUAGGCCUUACUUCCCUUUAUUAUUUGAGAAACUAAUCCGCCCUGUUGAACUGUGGGAUCAAUACACUGCUUCUCGUCCAUACUACAAGUACUCAAAACUCGAUGCAGCUGCUGCAGUCCUUGAGAAAAAUGAGCCCUUCAACUUUGGUUCAAUGUUUAAGAAAUCGCUGUUGACGUUCCCAAAACUGGAAGAUGCAGAUUCUUUUACAGUCAGCCUUUCAAUUAUUUCUGAAGAUCUAAGCCUUCACACAUCAGCAGUAGCGGAUCAAAUCCCUGAUUCAGCUCACCAAAGAUUUGAUAUUGAGAUGGAGAUUCUGUCUCUUGGUCCAAUGUUUGGGCCUUUGACAAAUGGCUCAAUCAGUGAAAAAGAGAACUCGUAUCAUGCUAAAGCUGAAUACACAGAGAAACAGCUGCUCUUAAAUAUUUCUGCUCAACUCAGUCUCGCUGGAACAUCAUACAACAACAUCUCUUUGCUUUUCAUAGAGGGGUUGUAUGAUGCGCAUGUUGGAAAAAUGUACCUCAUUGGUUGCAGGGAUGUUCGAGCCUCCUGGAAAAUUUUAUCAGAAAGUAUGGACCUUGAGGCUGGAUUGGAUUGUCUAAUCGAGGUGGUUAUAUCAUAUCCACCAACCACUGCUCGUUGGUUGGUCAAUCCAGCAGCUAAAAUCUCCGUAUCUAGUCAAAGGAAUGAGGAUGAUCCACUCUAUUUUAAUCCUGUGAACCUUCAAACAAUCCCCAUUAUGUACAGAAAGCAACGAGAAGAAAUUCUUUCGCGCAGGGGCGUAGAGGGAAUCCUCCGCAUCUUGACACUCUCUGUGGCAAUUUUUUGCAUUUCCAGCCAACUAUUUUACAUCAGAGAUAAUGCAGAAUCAGUACCUUAUGUCUCGCUUGCGAUGCUAGGUGUCCAAGCUCUUGGCUACAGCCUUCCUUUGAUCACAGGUGCAGAGUCUUUGUUCAAAAUGAUGGGUGCUGAAACCAAUGAGACUCCGUCUUACGAUCUUGAUAACAGCCAGUGGAUCCGUCUGAUUGAUUACGCUGUCAAGGUUCUUGUGCUUGUUGCCUUUUUAGUAACAGUGAGGCUCAGCCAAAAGGUGUGGAGAUCCCGUAUCAGAUUACUGACGAGGAACCCUCUUGAAUCACAUCGCGUUCCAAGUGAUAAGUGGGUACUUCUCAGUACACUGAUAAUACAUGCUGUUGGAUAUACCAUUGUUCUGUUCAUCCACUCCUUUAAUACAAGCCAGAAACCUCUUCGUGCUGAGCGUUACGUAGAUUCCACUGGAAAUUUCCACACGUUGAGGGAAUGGGAAACUGAAUUGGAGGAGUAUAUGGGUUUGAUUCAAGAUUUCUUUUUGCUUCCUCAAGUAAUAGGCAACCUUGUUUGGCAAAUCCAUUGCAAACCACUCAGAAAGCUAUACUAUAUUGGGCUUACGUCGGUUAGACUUCUGCCUCAUGUAUAUGAUUACAUCAGAUCUUCUGUUCCUAAUCCCUACUUCUCUGAGGAAUAUGAGUUUGUCAACCCCAGGUUUGAUUUUUACACCAAGUUUGGGGACAUUGCAAUACCUGUGGCUGCAGUUGUUCUUGCAGUUGUAGUAUAUAUUCAGCAGAGGUGGAAUUAUGAGAAGCUUAGCCAAACACUUAAACUGGGCAAGAUUAAGUUUCUACCAGUCGGUUCCCGGGUAUACGAGAGGUUGCCUUCUGCGGCAUUUGAAGCUGAACUUACCUCAGGGGUCAAAAGUCAUGAGAAAGAACAUGAUGUAGACUGAGUGAGAUUACUCUUUGAAAAAACAAAAUAGGAAACAUUUACUGACUUGUUGUAUGUACAUUUUGAGCAGUUUAUAUCCAGUGUUUCUGAAUUGUUUUUCUUUCUCAAAUAUGCUUUUACCUGUCUGAUAAUGAGACACACAAUUUAUUAAAAGAAUCCAACAUGCAAUAU
This is a messenger RNA of Nicotiana attenuata, 3634 nucleotides long. RefSeq lists its product as uncharacterized. The record is from RefSeq and is a predicted model, not a curated record. The transcript has 2 exons. NCBI's taxonomy places the organism in Eukaryota, Viridiplantae, Streptophyta, Magnoliopsida, Solanales, Solanaceae. Gene Ontology annotation, cellular component: intracellular membrane-bounded organelle. The coding region runs from base 288 to 3464 and encodes 1058 amino acids.